GUCAACAAUGUCCCACGACCCCCAUUAGCCAAUCAGAUCACCUCUAGGGGGGUCCCGGCAUGUAAUGUGAUGUACUGUGCUGUAACUUAUCCAUGCAUGUGUUCCCCAGGUAAGAAGAAGAUGUCCCUGUACGACAGCCAGGCCCCAGUCUGCCCCAUCUGCCAGGUGCUGCUCAGACCGGGAGAGCUGCAGGAGCACAUGGACACAGAGAUGGAGAGGCUGGCCGGCAUGUGCUUCAGUAAAAACCCAUCUUCUAAGGACGGCUCUGCGACUCCAGGGACCCCCAAGUCGUUGCUGUUGUCGGUCCACAUCAAGCGUGAGGGAGAGUCCCCGGUGGUCUCACCCAUGUCCUCAGAAGACGCCCACCACUCCGACAGAUACCAGACGUUUUUACGAGUGCGGGCUAAUAGGCAAACAAGACUGAAUGCCCGUAUAGGAAAGAUGAAGAGGAGGAAGCCAGAGGAAGGGGGACAGGUAUGUCCGCUGUGCAGCGUGCCAUUGGCUGGGAGCGAGGAGGAGAUGAGUAGACAUGUGGAACAAUGCCUUAUCCAGCGCGAGGGCGCGUUCGGCGACGACGACUCUGCCGAUGGCGAGAAUGGGCGGGGCUUCGAGGAGUACGAGUGGGCGGGGCAAAAGAGGAUCCGAGCCACCGCGCUGCUGGAGGGAGGCUUCAGAGGGACGGGCUUCGUGGUGUGCGGCACCAAGGAGAGUGCGGCGGACAGCGACGGCGACCUGGACGUGGACGGAGACGACACGCUGGAGUACGGCAAGGCCCAGUACACCGAGGCCGACGUCAUCCCCUGCUCCGGGGCCGGCGAGGACCAGGGCGAGGCCCGCGAGAGGGAGGCGCUGAGGGGCGCCGUGCUCAACGGUGGGAUGCCUACUACCAGAAUAACGCCAGAGUUCUCCAAAUGGGCCAGCGACGAGAUGCCGUCGACGAGCAACGGUGAGAGCAGCAAGGCAGACCCCAACGCACCCUCCUCUUCCUCCUGCUCCUCAUCCACGUCCUCCUCGGUGCCGCGAACCUGUAAAAACAGCGAGAUCGAAAAGGUAACGGAGGACUCCACAGCCACCACGCUGGAGGCCCUGAAGGCUCGCAUCAGAGAGCUGGAGAAGCAGAUCCUCAGGGGAGACCGCUACAAGUGUCUCAUCUGCAUGAGGAAGCCUGCUAUCCAAUCAGGCGCUGAGAACAAGAGCCUAGGGGUGUGGCCAGGGCCCCGGCCGCCGGCCAAUCAGGUCGGGGGGAGGCAGCAGCCUAAAUCCCUCCCCCUGGGCCUGUACUGUCUGUAUAGGGGCGUUGUGAUUGGAGGCUACAGCAGCGGCAUUAAGAGGCACCUCCCACAACCUCUACGGAGGGACUCCUAUACGAUGCCCCUCACCUCUAUCCAGUGCUGGCAUGUCCACUGUGAAGAAUGUUGGCUAAGGACACUGGGAAACAAGAAGCUGUGCCCACAAUGCAACACCAUCACUUCUCCUGGUGACCUGAGGCGUGUCUACUUGUGAAAGAGACGUCCGGUCCUCCUUUACCCCACAGCGCUCCUCCUCCUCUUCAUCCUCGCUCUUCAUCAGUAUCAUCCGCCAUCUUUGAUUUACUCCCCAUCCUGCAUCCGCCGGGACCCUGGCGGUGAUGACAUCAUCAACCAUGGAUUCCCUCAUUGCAAUGUCAUAGUGAUGUCAUUCAGGCCCUUGUCUGCCGGCGGGGGAGCGGACUGUGCACUUCUGAGCGUGCUCAGAGGAGAUGAGAUGAUUGGACAUCUCAGAGACUCCAUUUACUCUUUAACCCCCGUGCCCCCCCCCUUAGGAGACCCGCCCACUUAAAGACUAGCCAAUCACAGAAGUACUACAAAUGACAUAAGAAGAUGAAAAUAUGCUAAAAAAAAAGCUGAUCCGGAUAACUGACAGUAUUGUUCCAGUCUCCGAAUGUGACCUUCGACCUCCACACGCAGGGCACAUUAAACUGCCUUUCUGAAGGACAGUUUUAACCCAGAGUGGUUUCGGUUCACCAUUUACUUGUAGACACCCAAAAUACAAGACACGUUACGCCUUUUUUCUUGUGUCCAUCAUUGACCCUGUCUUCACGGUAUCAUCAACCCAAUCGGAGGAGCCGCAAUCGAACAAUUUAAUUCACCGCAGCGUUUUGUUGGGUUUAUUUUUCCCCAUUUUGUUUGUGUGCGGUUGACACUUUAGCGGUGCUGGACAAACAGACUUCUGGACCUUUCUCUCCUCUGUGACUGGACGACCGAUAAGACAGACAUUUUGCUUCUCAUUUGUUUGAGCUCGGGCGGAGAGAAGAUGGCCGACUUCCUGUAAAAAGGACAGAUGAAAGAAGGGAGGAAAACAUUAAAAAAACGAAUCUGACCUUUUGAAAAAAACCAAACGGGGAAAAGCCUUAACAAGCGGUUUAAAGUGCUCCUUCGUUCUCUCCCCUCCUCCUAACUUCCUUCUAUCUAUUUCUUUCUUUUCUUUCUUCUUUUGUGGUGUUCUAGUGAAGUCAACCAAAUUUUCCAAUGAUGCAGUUCAAGCACAUGUAUUAUAUACGUCUAUGUAUGUUUACAAUGUUGGGUGUAAACAUAGAAUUCCCACACGUACACAUACACCCACACACACACACAUGCACGAAAAUACAAAACACCUGCAAACAGUCACAAAGCCUCGAUGAAAAAACAGACACAAACACAGAAAAAAAAAAAAAGUAUAUAUCGAAUUCCUGUUUUUAGUUUGAGUUUUGGGGGACGGGAAUGACGUUUUUGCUGGGAAAAAAAUGGCUGAAAUAAAAAAAAUAAGCCUUCUGUAUUUUUUAAAAAAACAAGAUGUUGUCUCCAGGUUAAAAGUUGUAUUUCACUGUACAGAAAUCGAGAGAGAAAAAAAGACUUAAUAAUAAACUACUCAAGACUAGGCGUUCAAGAUUUAGAUGGUGUACAUUUUUUUUCAUGGAACUACAUUGUACCCUUAAACUGUAGAUUUAAACAUAAAGUAAAAUAAAUCUUUGUUUGGUUUAUCUUAGUUUGAUUUGAUUCACAGAAUAUUAGGGUUUCUGUUUCCCUAGAUUUAAACAAGUGCUGAAAAAUGGGUUGGGUGCUCUUAAAAAGUUAAAAUUCAGCUAAGCAGCAAUGUUUAAAUUCACCUCAUUCACGAAUACCGCUAACCUCCAUUCACGCUUUCUCAGUUUGAACUACAGGCUUGGAUCAUAAUCAAGAUAACUUUUCUUUUUCUUAUUUACUUGCUUUUGUCCCUUUUACCUGUUUCCAGAGCGAUCGUUUGGUCCUCAUUGUUCUCAUAAUGGCCACAUGCAAAUUAAAAAAGAAAUACAAUAAAAAAAAUAAUAAUUAAAGUUUCGAAACUGGCAACCCAUGAGUGGCAGGUUAUUUUCUAAGGCUUAAAUGGGGGAUGGCUGAGGCCAGACUGGCAACCUUCAGAUACACACCGAGACCGUUUUUCGCGCCCCUCUACAGCAGCAGCAGCAAGCAAGGUGGUGGUGUGCUUUGUGUUUGUAAAACUAUGUAUUCUGUGAUGUCUGUAUUGUUGUAAGAAAUGAUGAAAAAAAUAAAUCUUCUCAAAUACCGUAA
This is a messenger RNA of Gadus morhua (Atlantic cod), 3566 nucleotides long. RefSeq names its product ring finger protein 220a (gene rnf220a). NCBI's taxonomy places the organism in Eukaryota, Metazoa, Chordata, Actinopteri, Gadiformes, Gadidae. The transcript has 13 exons. Bases 70 to 1503 code for a protein of 477 amino acids. Gene Ontology annotation, biological process: protein ubiquitination. The record is from RefSeq and is a predicted model, not a curated record. Gene Ontology annotation, molecular function: metal ion binding; ubiquitin protein ligase activity.